Oryzias melastigma (Indian medaka) is the source of this 2368-nucleotide messenger RNA. It is a transcript of the gene prok1, whose product is annotated as prokineticin 1. The transcript has 3 exons. Lineage: Eukaryota; Metazoa; Chordata; Actinopteri; Beloniformes; Adrianichthyidae. Bases 1768 to 2088 code for a protein of 106 amino acids. The record is from RefSeq and is a predicted model, not a curated record.
GGCAUAUGUAAAAAAAAAUUAAUCUUAAAAAUGUGUUUCUGAGUUUCAUUAAAAUUGUUGUGAAUCAGGAGCAGAUGAAAGAAAAAUGUAGUUGGAAAAAGCUUGUAGAUGUGAUGUACCAGCUACUAUGUCACACUUAGAAGCUUGUUUCGACUCAGUGUGAUGCAUCCACUUGUAGACAAAUAGCUCCAUGUACAUCUUCAUUUUCCUCAUCUAAACCAUCUGGCUCAAAACUUUACGUCUGGAUAGCUCAAAUAUCGCUCGCCAAUUUUGUUGCACAAGAAAUGUUACGUUGGGGGAUGUAAAGGGCCGUGAGCUAGAGGGUAAACACAAAGAUGGGAAGCAAGGGAAGGCUUUUUCGGCAACAGUCCCGCCCAGAACUCAGGUGGAUUUCUAAUAAACUCCUGCCGCUCUGCAAAAAUUAUGUCUUAAAAAAACAAUACAAGUUCAAAAAAUCAAAUCAAAUAGCAAUAUGUGCAUUAAUUUACUCUGCGUUCAUGUAUAUGCUUUUGGGCAUUCCAUUCAAACGAAGAAUAAUUGUUAUUAUUUAAACUUCUAACCUUUAACACGCUUAAAGGCACAAAAAGAAAAAGAUUUAACACAUUUAUGUUUUUUCUUUUUUUCUAAAUAGAAAAAUCAUAUAACUUCACCUCGCUUUUCAUCUAAUAAUUGCAAAUAAACAUAAAUAUCACCAAUAAAAUGAUCUACAAUUUUUACAGUUACUUUAAAAUUCUGCAUUGUCAUUACUGUCAAGGGAAAUCAUUUUCAGAAAAGAACUAAAACCUAUAUGACUUAAAAAAUAAAAAAUAAAUAACACAACCCAAAGCUCAAACUUUUCAUUAAAGCAUGACUUUAGUAUGACGAUAACUCCUGCUGAUCCGUAUUGUCAAAGAAACUUUUUGUUAAGUUUUCUUGAGAUAUGUGGCUCAUCUUUCUGCUCAAUUCCUCUUGUCUGGUCCAAGAUGGGGAGGCUUCCGUGCUGCUGCUGCUGCUGACCACGCAGAAUUGGGUGAAUGUAAUUAUGUGACCGCUGCACUGGACAAAUCCAUCACUUGCUUAGCAGCGAGUAAUGUCCUGCUGACUAACCCACGGCUCUGUGCUCUUUCAUUCUUUUUGUGCCUUAAAUCACAACCUGUCUGCAUGUGCGGACAACCAGCUGCCCAUCACGAUAUGAAUUUACAAAGAUUUACUGAUGCGUUUAUGCAUCAGGAAUCUGUGACUAAGUCUAACUUUUAAUAAAAAUAUUUAUUUUAUCAUUUCAAAAGUGUGUUACUUUCUAAUCUGUUCAUUUUUUAUUGAAAGACAGUAAGGUAAAUCUGCAUUACUCUUUUCGAGAAAUCAAUCAACCUAAAAUGGUCCUCAAGGGAUAUUGUAGUAAAAACAAAUAUUUUGUAGGAUUUUUUUUUUGUAGAAAUGUAUAAGGAAUAUUUUUCAAUUAAAACCUCAGUCUCAGAAACUACAUUUGGCUUUUGAAGGAAAUACAUUACAUCCAGCCUCUGUGCUCUGGAUGGAUAAGAUGAUGAAUCUCCAGAGCAGAAAGGCAGAGAGGGUGUAGAGUGCUUCUGACAUAAGGAGGGAGGGGAUAACGCUGAGAAGGGUGGGGGUCACAGGUAGAUAAAGAGUGAGGCUUUGCUCCGAUUCUGACCAGUUCUGUGAACCACAAGUGUUGCAUCCAGAUUUUGGGACUGGGGGUGACGUGCCGCAGUGUCAAACGUAACAUUUGAAGGUGCUGACCGAGUCCGCAGCUACUUUUGAACUGUUCCUGUCAUGGACAUCAGGGUGAUGUUGCUGUCCCUCCUGAUGGCAUCACUGAGCUGCUCCAGAGGAGCCGUGAUCACAGGGGCCUGUGAGAGAGACGUGCAGUGUGGCUUUGGUCUGUGCUGCGCUGUCAGUCUGUGGCUGAGGGGUCUGAGGAUGUGCAUCCCAAGAGGCGUUGAAGGGGAUGAAUGCCACCCUUACAGCCACAAGGUGCCAUACGCAGGGAAACGGCUGCACCACACCUGCCCCUGUCUUCCCCAUUUGGUGUGCACGAGGUAUUCUGAUAGCAAAUACAGAUGUACUGAUGACUUCAAAAACAUGGACUUUUAGCAAAAGCUUUUAAACUUAAAACCAAGAACACCGGAAAAGUCUGCAGAUGGCAAGCAUCUCUAUGCACGAAUACAUGGUUGGGAUUUACAUUUCUGCACACAAGAACACAAUGCAACAAGUAUGGCUAAAAAAAGAUCAUUUAUUUACAAGAGCUGCUGCAAAAAUGAUCUGUAAACCAAAGGAUAUCCCAGAAUGUGUCUGUGAACCAUUAGAACAUGUUUCCUUUACGCUCUGUUUAUGUUAAAUUAUCCCGUUGUCAAUAAAGUUUGCUCAAAUCCUA